AUGGAAUUAGAAGAUGAACAGAUGACCCUCAAAGUCAAUACAAUGGCGAACGAAGUAAAGGUAUUAUACAUGGUUGAUGAAGAAUCGAUGGAGAUUGUAGUGAAAAUCCCUUCACAGUAUCCAUUACAGUCAGUUGAGGUUCUAGACAUUAGAAAAGUUGGAGUACCAGACGCGAUGUGGCGGGCUUGGAUUUUAUCAAUUCAACAUACUAUUGCUAGUCAGAAUGGGUCAAUUACAGAAGCGCUCGCUCUGUUCAAGAAGAAUGUUUCACUUCACUUCGAAGGUGUUGAAGCUUGCGCAAUUUGCUACUCAAUUAUUUCAGUGGUCGAUCGGAGUCUGCCGUCCAAAGCAUGCCGGACGUGUCAUAACAGGUUCCAUCCAAGUUGUAUCUUCAAGUGGUUUGCUACCAGCCAUGGAUCCUCAUGUCCAUUGUGUCGCUCACUAUUUUAGAUGAGGCGCGAGAUGUUGUCAGCCGUGUCAUUUAUUAUUUGAUACAAACAACUUGUUAAUGUAGACUUCAAUCACCCAUAAACCAUUCCCUGGUCCUCAGUACGGCGGACUACUUGGAGAAGUUUGCAUCUGCAAGGAAACUGCAAUACGUACACUUGACUGAUACAGUUGCACACUUCCAUAUCGGCUGUCUAAGGCCAAUUCUCUUUAGAUCACAGUGAAGAAGAACAUGUUUAUGGUGUAUAUAUGGGAGCAUAGUUGUACUCACUCAGCUUUGCUCACAAAGUAAAUCAUGAUCCAAACUAUUCAUAU
Melampsora larici-populina 98AG31 is the source of this 762-nucleotide messenger RNA. RefSeq lists its product as uncharacterized. Lineage: Eukaryota; Fungi; Basidiomycota; Pucciniomycetes; Pucciniales; Melampsoraceae. The record is from RefSeq and is a predicted model, not a curated record. Gene Ontology annotation, molecular function: ribosomal large subunit binding; ubiquitin protein ligase activity. The coding region runs from base 43 to 450 and encodes 135 amino acids. The transcript is spliced from 4 exons. Gene Ontology annotation, cellular component: cytosol; RQC complex. Gene Ontology annotation, biological process: ribosome-associated ubiquitin-dependent protein catabolic process; rescue of stalled cytosolic ribosome.